AUGGGGUCUUUAAGAGGCAGCUCGAGCAUCUUCAAUGUCGACUCUCCUCAACAAGACAUCAAUGUUCCUCCGCACGUUGUCCAGAGCCUUCACUAUCUUUCUCUUGCAUUCCGCCCUCGUGAAGAUGAUAAAAUUGACUUUCGCCGUUCCUUUACCCCACAGUUCAUAUCCUCUCGAGGCAACGAGUACUUCUGCGAGAUUGAUGAAGAAUACUUGACCGACCGCUUCAAUCUGACUGGGCUUAAUACUGAAGUUCAGUACUACCAGUACGCUCUCGACUUGAUUACAGAUGUGUUCGAUCUCGACGCCGAUGACGAACUCCGUGAGCAGAUUGAGAAAUCAGCCCGUCAUCUCUAUGGCUUGGUUCACGCUCGCUAUAUUGUCACCACUCGUGGGCUGGCCAAGAUGCUUGACAAAUACAAAAAGGGCGACUUUGGAAAAUGUCCUCGUGUUCUGUGCGACCAACACCCACUACUUCCCAUGGGCCAGUCUGAUCUGGCUAAUCAGAAGACCGUGAAACUAUACUGCGCAAAAUGUGAAGAUAUUUACAACCCAAAGUCCUCUCGCCAUGCUUCUAUUGACGGAGCCUACUUCGGUACUUCCUUUCACAACAUCCUCUUCCAGGUUUAUCCAGCUCUUGUGCCAGAAAAGAGCAUACGCCGCUAUGAACCCCGCAUCUACGGUUUCAAGGUACAUGCCUGCGCUGCUUUGGCUCGCUGGCAGGAUGCUCAGCGCGAAGAGAUGAAAGCGCGUCUCCAUGCUGUGAAUAUGGAUCCUGGAUUCAUUGAGGAUAGUGAAGACGAAAAUGAUGAGUUUGAUGACGACGACGAAGUGGAUGAUAAGUUGGAGCCGGCAAAAGGAACUCUAGCAGCUGGAGGCACUAAUUCUGCACGCAUGGAUGUGGGGAUUUAG
Molecule: messenger RNA, 912 nt
Organism: Talaromyces atroroseus
Lineage: Eukaryota; Fungi; Ascomycota; Eurotiomycetes; Eurotiales; Trichocomaceae
Product: Casein kinase II subunit beta-2
Exons: 2
Coding region: 1-912 (303 amino acids)
Cellular component (GO): protein kinase CK2 complex; cytoplasm
Molecular function (GO): protein kinase regulator activity
Source: RefSeq, a predicted model, not a curated record